UUUUUAUCAGCCAGUGAUAUCUGCGGCGGUUGUAGGGUCGCCGGGACGCCAUUACGAAGAAGGUAAAGAGCGGUGUUCCCUGAUUGGUCGGUCGGCGGAGGUGGUGGGGAGGAGACCGUGCCGUAGGCGGACUCAACGUUUUCGAGCGGUCGCACCCUUCGUAAUCACAGACGAGCAAGCAGUCGUUGCUUCAACAUCGUCAAUAUCCGAAAACACGGUGUGACGACAGUUAUCGGUAGCUAUAGUCACUUUUUCAUGAAUUUUGCCGACGAAGGAAAAUACACUGUGUACCGAUUUUGGAGCGCGGUAACCGAACGUCGCGAAUUUCUCUGAUAAUAAUCGAGCGAACACCUUCAGUGCCCGUGCCUCGGAAGUGCUUAGUGUCAGUGACGAGACAUUACGCGUCGAAAACUCAAAUUUCCGUGAACGUUACACAGUUGUCCCGCGAUGGGGCACCCGUCGGUCUGUUGAAGUCAGUCGAUGUCACAUCGCCGUGGAAGCCGUUUCUUUUCGUCCGUGCAUGCCGGUGCUUGGAAGCUCUUCGGUGUCGUUUUCAUCGUUAUUCGACGUUAGUUACGUGCAACCGUGACGGGUGCACGGUAUCCGCCAGAUCCCAUGACGGACAUCAGCAGCAUCGGUAUGGUCUCUUAUUACAAUCCCCUCGCGAUGUACCGGCAACAACAGCAAUCGGCCGGUCAGCAGCCGCUGGCACAGCAAGUUCAGCAACACGGUCAAGCGCAACAGGCGCAGCAACACGCGACCGUCACUUCCGGCGACGGCGGCCAGCAAUAUUGGUACGGAUAUCCUCACAGCCACCCGCAUUCGACCCAUCACCAAGCUGCCGCUGCCGCCGCCGCCGCUACUCAACAGUAUCUCGAUCACACGGAGGUACUGUCCGGUUGGUCGCAUCCUCACGCGCAUCAUUACACUCAUCUUCAAUACCAGCAUCAACAAGCUUACCAGCAACAACAACCGCAAAUGACCACGGUGCCCGAUUGGAGCGGAGACGAGACGAAUCCCGCGGUCGGCGCCGGAGAACCAAGUCCGCCCAUCACCGUCAGCGGAAGCGAGAUCAGUAAUCCUGGUACACCGUCCACUCCGCCGGCUAACAACAACAAUAAUUCCACUACAAAUAACAAUAAUAAUAAUAACAACAACAAUAACAAUACGACGCCCAUGAGACCGGCGCAGAUCAGAAGUCCCUACGAGUGGAUGAAAAAGACGUCCUACCAGAGCCAACCGAAUCCAGCAUGCAACAUAACUAUAAACUGCAAUGCAAGUGCAGGUUCAACGAUUCACGAGCUUUGCACCAUUGACGCCCUUGGAAAGACACGAACAAAAGACAAAUACAGAGUGGUUUAUACGGAUCACCAGCGGUUGGAGCUCGAGAAAGAGUUCCAUUACAGCCGUUACAUCACGAUUCGUCGUAAGGCCGAACUUGCUGCAAAUUUAGCGCUCUCUGAACGACAGGUGAAAAUCUGGUUCCAAAACCGACGGGCGAAAGAACGGAAGCAGGUGAAGAAGAGGGAAGAGUUGGAACAGAAGGACACGAAAUCGGGGGACGGUAUAACGAGCGGAGCAAUGGCCAGUCUAACUCUCGGUGGAAUGGGAGGAAUGCUGGGCGGUUUGAUGCACAACGGAGGCUCUCCACCGUUGACCCUAGGCCACCCGUCUCAUCACACGCUUAAUUUGGGCCAGGCGCCUACUUCGCUGCAUCCGCACGCCCAUCAACACGCUCAUCUGCACACGGUGUUGGGCUUGUGACCUGAGGAACCUGAACUCGCUGAUACUUGGUCCAGUCAUGGCUGACCUAGCAACGCCAUCGUUUCAUCCGCGAUCACGAAAAGAUCAUCGGUCACCAUCACCGGCACGCUCGAUCUUUGCGACAGAACCUGCGUCCUCCGUGAGUUUUCCACACUAUUCGCGGCUAAGAUCGAACAUUUAUCCAUCCGCGAGGCUCUUCCGCCGAAGUUCGAUGAUUUCAAAUCGGGGUUCACGUUUUUCAUUCAUCGUACUUCGCCGCGUUAGAUAAACGGCCGGGGAACGAUGGUCUUUGUUCGUGAGAUUGUGUCAAGACUGGUAACUGUGUGGACGGAGAUUUUAUUUUAUAUUUUUUAUUUCUGGAUGUCUGUUGGGUCUGUUUGUUGGCAUUUAUCGUUAUCCUCGUCCCACGCGUCGGUUCACGAGGAAUUGUAAUGACGGACAGCGAGGAGUUCGAGGGUCUACCACGGCGUCGGUCGCGACACGCUACGUUUUUAUGCUCAGUAUUAUUUUCAAUUUCGCUAGAACGAAGUUCUGACCACGAAUCGCUUUACGAUUUUUACCUAAGGAUUAUUAUUUUCUUUCUUUUUUUUUUUUAACGAGCACAGAAGAUAACGAUAGAUUUAUUUUAUGUUACAACGCUUCGUGGAUGAUUCAGAAAACAAUUGCACUGACGAUCGGAUCUCCGGCUAGCCGAUAUUUUACGAAAAACGAAAACAAGGAACACGUGCAAUCUUUGCCUUAGAAAACCACGAACCACUGUACUCGUAUCCAGUGGUUAGAAUUUAACGUCGCAUUAAGUUAGAUUUUAAACGAAAAAAUGUUAGGAAAUAUAUGUACAGGGACCUCGAAGGUAACUCGGAUAAAUUUAACAAUAAAAAUGAUAAAUGGGUUCAUUCGAUGCGUUCUAAAAGUACAACUCGCAAGAUGCUCUCAGAAAAUUUAAAAAUUAUAGAAAAAAAAAAUUAUUCUGCUUUGAAGUAUUCAAUUCCUUUUUGAUAUGGAUCGAUAUGACUCUACAGCAUCAUUAUUCUGUUGUUGUACAAGAAUACUCAAAAGCGCGUUAUGGUUUCUGAGAGUUUUGUAAGAUGAUCUUGCGAGCUAUUAUUCAAUCACAUAUUUAUUAUUUUUACUGUUAAAUUUCCUUGUGUUAUCUUUCAAGUCCCUACAGUUCGUGGGAUGGGGGAUCUGAAAAUGACGAACGGGAAUGAAGAGGAUUGUUAGUGUAAAAGACAUUGCGUGAGGCGAAAACAUGGUAAAAAUGUACCGGGGUGUACGAGAAGCAAAGACGGACGUUCAGAGUCGAACGUCGAAACAAGAUGGCUGGAAUCGGGGUCCUCAUACCCAGCCGCAAGGACCGUAGAAAUUUGGAUCGAGUAAAAUUGUAAAACAGCGUAGUCUAUAUCGAGAAAUCACGCGUACUGCUUCACCUAUGCGAAAUGGGAUGCGAUAAACGAUGUGUUUUGUUUUUUUAAAUACUUGUUAAAAAUCACUUUGUGGGGAAAGUGCAAGAUGGGAAUUAUACAUACGUAAACUAUAUAUGCCUUGAAAACCACGAGAAACGAAGUCGUGUCGUAAUUACGCAACUUUUAAACGUACCGAUUUUAAUCUUCGACUUUUAUUACCUUCUCGCUCGAAACGAGUUUCUCUUUUUUCUUUUCCGUUCUCGAUAUUUUAUUUCGCUUUACGGCUACUCGACGGUAGAUUCUUAGAUCGAAUUUUAAUGACAAUAAAGAAUAAAAGAAAAAGAAAAAAAAAGACGAAAAAUAUACAGGCUGUUUUCGAGAGGGAAAUGAAAAAUAAGAGAGCCGAUGUUUACGAGCCGUGUGCCUUGAGCGUUGCCAACCCUUCAACACGCAAUCACGAUUUUCUGUAGACGCGCGCGUGUAUAUGUAUGCAUGUGUAUGUGUGUAUGUGUGUGUGUGUAUGUUUGUGAAUAAGAGGAAGAUUGUAACGCAACAUUAAAAAUCUCACGUGAAUUAUGUGUACAUAGUUACAUAAAAUACCGCAAUUCGUAAGUUAUUAUAUUAAAUAUUAACAUUAUUAAUACUAAUGAAUGUUACACGAUCGUUAAGCCUAGUAUUAUAUCGAUAUGUGAUCGCAUUGCAAACUUUAAAAUAUACGGUCUAAUGUUUAGUAA
Molecule: messenger RNA, 3901 nt
Organism: Osmia lignaria (orchard mason bee)
Lineage: Eukaryota; Metazoa; Arthropoda; Insecta; Hymenoptera; Megachilidae
Gene: cad
Product: homeotic protein caudal
Biological process (GO): animal organ morphogenesis; embryo development; regulation of transcription by RNA polymerase II
Cellular component (GO): nucleus
Molecular function (GO): RNA polymerase II transcription regulatory region sequence-specific DNA binding; DNA-binding transcription factor activity, RNA polymerase II-specific
Source: RefSeq, a predicted model, not a curated record